This is a messenger RNA of Oncorhynchus masou masou (cherry salmon), 350 nucleotides long. RefSeq names its product ribosomal protein S6 kinase alpha-6. Gene Ontology annotation, biological process: peptidyl-serine phosphorylation. Gene Ontology annotation, molecular function: ATP binding; protein serine/threonine kinase activity. NCBI's taxonomy places the organism in Eukaryota, Metazoa, Chordata, Actinopteri, Salmoniformes, Salmonidae. The transcript has 4 exons. The record is from RefSeq and is a predicted model, not a curated record. Bases 39 to 350 code for a protein of 103 amino acids.
GGAAGGUCACAGGUCCAGACGCGGGUCAGUUAUAUGCAAUGAAAGUCCUCAAGAAGGCUUCGUUGAAAGUCAGGGACAGAGUUCGCACCAAGAUGGAGCGAGACAUUUUAGUGGAGGUCAAUCACCCCUUCAUAGUCAAGUUGCACUACGCCUUCCAGACCGAAGGGAAGCUCUAUUUAAUCCUGGACUUUCUCAGGGGAGGAGACGUCUUUACGCGCUUAUCCAAAGAGGUUAUGUUUACAGAGGAAGAUGUCAAAUUCUACCUAGCAGAGCUGGCUCUGGCUCUCGACCACCUGCACCAUCUGGGCAUAGUUUACAGAGACCUCAAACCAGAGAAGUAUGUACCAUAA